Messenger RNA from Danio rerio (zebrafish), 1509 nucleotides. The record is from RefSeq and is a predicted model, not a curated record. Lineage: Eukaryota; Metazoa; Chordata; Actinopteri; Cypriniformes; Danionidae.
AUGGCUAAAGAGUGUCAUGUGUGUUUACUGUGGCUGAUCAUUCUCUGUCCACUUCCCACAGGUACCAGUGGAGCAGAAGAAACUCAUGUGUUCUUCAGUUCUGGUGAAAAUGUCCGUCUGCCUUGUAAUAAUGCUCUUUCUGACUGCACAUCAACUGUUUGGAACUAUAACAGACAUUCAGAGACGGUUGAACUGGUUGCUGGAGGGUCACUGAAGACAGACAUAAUGAGACGUGAGAGACUGAGUCUGGGCUCUGACUGCUCUCUGAACAUCAAGAAAGUCAAAAAAGAAGAUUAUGGAUUUUACAUCUGCCAACAAUAUGUGAAUGGAGAACAAUAUGGACCUGCUGCACGUGUUUAUCUGCAGGCUCUUCAUGUCUCUUCAUCACUCUCUCAGACUGGGAUCAGAGCAGGCAGAUCUGUGACUCUCUACUGUCAGCUGGAUCUUUAUGCAUCCACUUGUGGUGAUUUGGUAAAUUAUGAAGGAUAUCAGCUAAUGUGGGUGAAUCAGGCUGGUGAGAAUCUGAUGAAAGACUCCAGAUAUCAGAUAUCGGAUAACUUCUCAAGUCGCUGUAUGAUAACUCUGACAACAAAACUCUUAAAAGAAGAUCACAACAGAGAAUGGAGAUGUCAGCUUACUCAGAGAAAUCAACUAAAGACCUCAGCCUCAUUCACUGUCAAGUACUCAGUAGCAUCAACUACAACAACAGCAGCACUGAUUCCAGUUGCUACAACAAACUCUGUGAUGACAAGUAGUCAAGUACCAAGACUACCAGAUGAUAAAGGCAUGUAUCACAUACAUUUUUGCAAACUCUCCUUCAAAUAGGACAUUUGUUACUUUCCUGAUAUAUGAUCUAUUGUAUGACCCAAAAAGUUGUGAUUUGUGUAGAUCAAUUGGUACAUCCAUUGCUUUAUUGUAGCACUGCACAAUCAUGGAAUCAAUUUCAUGAAACACACAUUCUUAACAGUUAAACAUUUAAAAAGUGCAAAUAAUGUUCCGUAGCAUUUACAAAAAUCAUGUGGAGGUAAGGCAUCACUAGAAGAGGGCUUCAAGAUUAUUCAAAGCACAAUACAUUUAAAAAAAAAUACAAAAUAAGCUGAAAUGUCUUCAAUAAAAUAUAAGAUUAAUUUGACGUAUAGUGUAACAGAAAUUAGCUCAUUUUAUGAAUAUUAAUAAUCAACAAUAACGGUUUAUUCUUAAUUAUUAAUAUUCCGGCUUAAGCUUCAGUCAAUUUGGUCGAACAAACAUAUGAUGGUAUAUAAUCCUGCCCGCUCAACGGAGCGGACUCUCAGAUUAAGAAUAUUAAUUAUCAACAAUAAAGAAUUAUUAUUAAUCAUUAAUAUUCUGGAUCAAUUUAUUGUUAAUUUGACCAAACAAACACAAGCAGAGCCGCAGAGCGGCCACGGCAAUGGUCUAUUCAUUUAGAAAAAGGGAAUUUAAUUGCUACUUCUUGUGAAGUAGAUUAAUCAUUCAUAAGUUUUAAACAACUUAUAAUAGCUAGGCAGGGGA